AUGAAUAUACCACCUAACAACCAUACUAAAGAACCUAGGGAUGGGGGAAGUUCGAGUUCAAAUUCCAACGGUAUUAACUUAGCUCAGAGGAAAAUUAUUACCGACUCGAAGUUUCAACGUGUUUUACAUACGCCGCUUAUGACAGAGCCACCAGGUGCAUUGAUAAACCAAGUAGGUAAUAAGUUUUACGAGGCAUUUCAACAAAAGCAUGGAAGUUAUGUCGAUCUUCCUUCUGCCAAAAUUUCGGAACUAAUGAAAUCAUCAAGUUUGGAUAAUGCUCCUACUCAAUCACUUUUGAGUGUUGUCAAUGGUAUACUAGAAGAAAGUGUUGAAAGAAGAAAUGGAGAAAUACCUCCUCGUGUGGCGUGCUUGCUAAGAAAAGUUGUCCAAGAGAUUGAGCGGCGUAUAUCUACACAACAAGAGCAUUUAAAAACUCAAAACAAUCUUUUCAAGACUCGUGAAGAAAAAUAUAAAUCAAGAAUAACAGUACUUGAGGCUCUUGCAUCAGGAACAACUGAAGAGAGUAAGGUCUCAAAGAAUGAGAAUAUCAUAAAGGAAGAAAAAAAUGCACAUGAUCACUCAAAACCAAUUGAGAAGAUUGUGAAAGAAGAAAAGAAGCAAAAUGGCUCAAUGCAGGUUGAGAACACUAAAGUUGAAGAAAAGAAUACAAAUGACACAAUUCAUGCCGAAAAGAAGAAAGAAGAGCAAAAUAAGAAGGAAAUUGAUAAAGAAGUUAUGAGAUUGAUUAAAGAGGUUGAAGAUAAAAAUACGGAAAAGAAGGAACUUGAUAAAGAAGUUAUUAGAUUGAUUAAAGAAGUCAAAGACAAAAAUGUCGAAAACAAGAAAAUUGAUAAAGAAGUUAUUAGAUUGACUAAAGAAGUGGAAGACAUAAAUUCGGAAAAGAAGAAAAUCGAUAAAGACGUCAUUAGAUUGACUAAAGAGGUGGAAGACAAAAGUAUGGAAAUUUCAACAUUGAAGCAAGAAGUAGAAACCAUGCAAAAAAAAUAUGAAGUGCAAUGCUCAAAGUUAGAAGAAAAAACUAAGGAUGCUAAAGGUGAAUUGAACCAGAAAUCACAAGAAUAUGAGCUUCUAUUGGAAAAGUUAAGAGAUAAGGUUAAAGAGAGUGAAGCUAUUAAUGAGGCAAAAUAUCAGAAAUGGAACAUGAAACAUAACCUAAUGCAGAAUGCUAUGAAUUUUCAAUUUAAUUCCAUAAAGCAAUUGAAAUUGUCUUGGGAAACAAUUAAGAAGGACAUUAUGAAAGAGCAAAUGAUUUAUUCCGAGGAAUGCAAUCGGUUAGGUGUAAAUCUUAAACCACUAGUGCAUGCAUCCGAGAAUUAUCGUACGAUUCUUGCAGAAAAUAGAAAACUAUUUAAUGAACUUCAAGAAUUAAAAGGAAAUAUUAGAGUAUAUUGUAGAAUUAGACCAUUUCUUCCUGGACAAAAAGAAAAACAAACUAUUGUGGAACGUAUUGGUGAAUCUGAUUUGGUUGUAGCAAAUCCCUCCAAGCAAGGGAAAGAAGCACUCAAAACAUUUAAGUUUAAUAAGAUCUUUGGUCCUUCAUCAACUCAAGUUGAGGUGUAUAAUGAUAUACAAGCUUUUAUAAGAUCAGUACUUGAUGGUUAUAAUGUUUGUAUAUUUGCUUAUGGUCAGACAGGUUCAGGAAAAACUUACACAAUGAGUGGUCCAAAUGGUGCAUCCAAUGAGAAUCUUGGUGUUAACUAUAGAGCUCUAAAUGACCUAUUCAACAUAUCCUCAAGUAGACAAAGCUCUAUAGUUUAUGAAAUUGGUGUCCAGAUAAUUGAGAUAUAUAAUGAACAAGUUCGAGAUUUGUUACUUGGGAUAUUGAAUCACUCUCAACCAAAUGGCUUAGCAGUACCUGAUGCUAGCAUGCACCCUGUCAAAUCAACUAAUGAUGUCAUAAAGCUAAUGGAAAUUGGUUUGAAAAAUAGAGCAAAGGGUUCAACUGCUAUGAAUGAAAGAAGUAGUCGAUCUCAUAGUGUUGUUUCGAUUCAUGUUCGUGGGGCGGAUAAGAAAACCGGUUCAACUCUCCAAGGUAAUCUUCAUUUGGUAGAUUUGGCCGGAAGUGAAAGGAUAGAUCGUUCUGAAGUAACCGGAGAUAGACUAAAGGAAGCACAACAUAUUAACAAAUCAUUGUCAGCUCUUGGAGAUGUCAUUUUCGCCCUUGCUCAAAAGAGUGCUCAUAUACCAUAUAGAAACAGCAAGCUCACACAAAUUUUGCAAACCUCUCUUGGUGGUCAUGCAAAGACACUCAUGUUAGUCCAAAUUAAUUCAGACAUAAAGUCUUACUCUGAAUCUUUGAGUACUUUAAAGUUUGCUGAAAGGGUUUCUGGAGUUGAGUUAGGAGUUGCAAGAAGUACAAAAGAGGGAAGAGAUGUUAGAGAAUUAAUGGAACAGGUGGCUUCUCUGAAAGACACUAUUUCAACAAAAGAUGAGGAAAUUGAGAGGCUACAAUUACUUAAGGAUCUAAAAAAUGAUAAUUCUGAGAAGCUUGAAGAUUAA
Messenger RNA from Medicago truncatula (barrel medic), 2520 nucleotides. Its product is annotated as kinesin-like protein KIN-14P. NCBI's taxonomy places the organism in Eukaryota, Viridiplantae, Streptophyta, Magnoliopsida, Fabales, Fabaceae. Gene Ontology annotation, cellular component: microtubule cytoskeleton. Bases 1 to 2520 code for a protein of 839 amino acids. The record is from RefSeq and is a predicted model, not a curated record. Gene Ontology annotation, biological process: microtubule-based movement. The transcript has 15 exons. Gene Ontology annotation, molecular function: ATP binding; microtubule motor activity; microtubule binding.